AUGGCAAGCCCUCAGGUCAGACUCAAAAUUUUUAUAUUGCUACGCUUGUGGGAAAUUCCCUGGAAUUUCCUCCUUAUUGGGAGGUCAACCACUUCGGCAGCACCGGCACGUAAUUAUGGCCUCAAGGUGCGAGUCACGAUGUGGAAAAGCAAUGGCAACCGCGAAAGAGAGGGCACUGGGGAAGGAGUAAGGGUAGGUUCAAACCUGGAUCUUGCUUUACCACCGCAGCUAUCGUAA
This is a messenger RNA of Dovyalis caffra, 237 nucleotides long. NCBI's taxonomy places the organism in Eukaryota, Viridiplantae, Streptophyta, Magnoliopsida, Malpighiales, Salicaceae. The record is from the annotation of a GenBank genome assembly.